Messenger RNA from Serendipita indica DSM 11827, 1023 nucleotides. Lineage: Eukaryota; Fungi; Basidiomycota; Agaricomycetes; Sebacinales; Serendipitaceae. The record is from the annotation of a GenBank genome assembly.
AUGAGUACAAUUCAUAUGGAAGACUUAAGUGGGACUCUCCAGAGUCUCACGUCGUGCAUCGAGCUAGCGAUGAAGAGCCUGUACGAUCUUCAAACUGCGACUAUUAAUGCCAAUGGCGAGAACAAUCCUCGCCAUGCUGAGCGCUACAAGCGAGUUAGAGCGGAGCUCAGAGCGCAUUGGGAACACAUUACCUCGCUUUUGAAUAAAUGCCGCUCAUUUGGAGCAGAUGUGCAUCUCCUGCAUGCUUCGGUGACUACCGCCUCAAAGGAUGAUAUCAGAGAGCUUCUUGAGGAGAUGUUGGCCAAAUGCAGGCAGGACGUUGAUAUAGCUGAGCAGUUGAUGGCUCGCCAUGAUAACGUGCUAGGAUUAUAUGCCCAAUAUCGAGACAGGUUCCGGGACCAUCUUGACCACCCAAAGGUGCAAGUAACUCCUCCAGGCCGUAUACGAGGGUCUCCUUCACAUGCUGCCAGGUCGUCUCGACGACAAUCCACCGGUCCAACGGGUCCUCCCCAAUCUACGCCCUUGGGACCUAUAGCCAGUUUUGUCGAGGACAGUAUUGCGAGCCUCUAUCCGGACGGAAAUCAGGCCAUGGCGGAGUUCGAAUCGGCCAUGGAAGGAAUACAUGCCAGUCUUUCGCGGCUAUCCAGGUUCCUUAAGGACCAAAUUUUCGUCUGUCAGCGUGGCCUCGACUCACUCUACCACCCUUCUCAUAAUCUGACGCCAAGACAAUUUCAAGAAUUUACCGACAGCUGGGUGACUUAUCAGGGCGCUCUAAUGAAAGCAAUCCAAGACAUUACCAGGAUAUGCGACGCUGUGAUGAUCGAUGCCGUUGGUGCUCCGCGACGCCCUCCUAGUCCACCAGAAGAGGAGGAGCUGUCACCAUGGGAGGUCAUUCGCAGCACAGUCCCGCGCUUCGCUCGGGUCCGGAGGCGGAGUGUUGAGACAACUGGCUAUCGACAUGAUAGCCAUAGCGGCAAGACGGAAAUUGGCAUCACCAGUAGGACACCACAUAGUGAGAAUUGA